AUGGCGCCCAUCCAGCGUCGCGCAUCGGAAAUCUCCCCUCAGGCCUAUAUCGCAAUCAUCUCUUUGGUCGCUCUUUUUGUCUGCGGCAUCUUCUGCUGUAUCGUUUUCUACAAGGUGUGCAGUAAACAGCGGAAGCGCGAAAAAGCCAUGCGCAGGAUGCAGGAAGAGCGGACACCGUUUGUUGGGGCUCAGUAUAUGGCACCUGUAGGCGCACAGAGUAAGCAGCAGUCGCCCCCGUAUGUUCACCCAUCAAGUCCUCAAGAGUUGAACACGUAUCGGUACGAUGGACCGUUGGAACUGCAGGGUAGUGGAAGACCAGGCCCUCCACCUGUUCACCAGAUUGACGGGUAUACGGCAGCGCCGUCGUUCGAUGACAAGGCUAUCGAAAUGCCUGCUUAUGCUGCAGUGAAAGGGACGAACAACGGAUAUGGAGCACCGAGGUGA
Pyrenophora tritici-repentis Pt-1C-BFP is the source of this 444-nucleotide messenger RNA. RefSeq lists its product as uncharacterized. NCBI's taxonomy places the organism in Eukaryota, Fungi, Ascomycota, Dothideomycetes, Pleosporales, Pleosporaceae. The record is from RefSeq and is a predicted model, not a curated record.